Molecule: messenger RNA, 1381 nt
Organism: Ectocarpus sp. CCAP 1310/34
Lineage: Eukaryota; Phaeophyceae; Ectocarpales; Ectocarpaceae
Source: the annotation of a GenBank genome assembly
CCAGCUGCGAUCGGUGCCACACCAACUACGACACUCUCUCAUGCACGCACGGUCCCGUGCUCCGCGCCGCGUGUACAUUGUCUGUACCCCAUGAUUCGAUCACCGCUAGCUGGCGGCGAGGAGUCAAUCACGCUUGCAAGGAGAUGGUUUCUGUACGGAUGCGCAGGUCUGCCCCUCCUUUGGAUCGUCAGCUGCUUCUUCUUCAGAGAUAAACUGCGAGAUAUUCCGACAGAGGCAAGAAAAUGGGUGUUGCUGUCGUUCGCGGCCGGUGGAGUGUCAACAACAUUGUGCGUAGCAUGGGUUGUUACUUCCCUGUCGUCGUGGAAAUCAUGGGGGACGGCUGUUAUGGUAUCUGUACCUGACUCAGACCUGACGGGCUGGUGAUGUCGUCGUUGUCAUAGCGGUAUACUUCCGGGUACUGGAAUUGCGCGAGCAAACGCUCACGUGUGCGAACGAUUUUACGUCGUUUCAACUGUUUUUUACGGCACACGCUGUUGCGAUGACUCCGACAUGUGAGAUACAGAGUAAGUAAAUACCGACGGCGACACUUGAUGUAUGUAAUGCGCGCCCUGGAGCGUGUCUCCGACAUCUUCGAUACUGAACGAAACCACAGCGCAGAAGAUGUCAACCUAUCAAGCAUGGGGGAGUAGGUAUCAGAUCAGUAGUGGGGGAUCAGGAAGAAGAGAAGGUAGCAGAAGGUCCGUUUCUUCAAUGACACAGGAAAGGUAGAAGGCGAGUUGGAUUGCAGCAGUGUGCAAGAAGAGUCGGAUACGAUGUUGCUCGUUGAACAUGAUCUGUUUGCCUUCCAGCUUCCGUGUCUCGUGGCUGGAGCGUAGGUUAGGUAGGUACCAGUUUGUGCCUGGUUGAGUGGUCCCUGUUUUUUCCCGAUUGCAAUGAUGAACUUCCUCGUUUCCACGGGCCACACUGCAUGCACAUUCAGCAGUGGAGCCCCGAUUGACACCGCGAGAGGUCCAUUACUUCACUUGCGAUAGAACCCAACCCCACGCCGGAUAGUGGGAUUUAGUUGUGGUUAUCGUAUACAAAACUGUGCGUGUGCGGCGAUAACUCCGACCCUCUGUGCGAAAACCCAAAUAAAUCAUGUCAAUCUUGCUUCUUUUCACCCCCCUGUGCUAUCGCUCGCACGACUGAUGAUGCGGUACUCUCUCCAAACCCUCUUGACCGCGACGCUACUGUACUGCGACGAAGGCUUGCGUAGUAAGAGACCUGCCUGGGCUGUUCGGAGCUUUCUGCACACAACUGCAUGAUAAUAUGAAGUUGAUCCACACUCGCUUUUCGUCGUCGUGUCGUACGAGAGAAACCACAUUUAGGAGUGGCACGCAGUCUUUUGACUGGUAAAAAGAUGCUCUGGUCGGGGAGCCCG